CUGGUGCAGGAUGCAGCUGUGCCUGCGCGCGCCAUGAACUUACUGGUGUCCGCCUUUAACGUGCAGGGCGGGCUGGGGUCCAGACGCGGCGAGGGAGCUCAUGAGGGCAGGAUUCGCGAUCUUGUCGUGGCACUCCACAGCAGAGGAGUGGUCCUCGCAGUCCUCUCCGAGCCGAGGCUAGCCCCCGGCAGCCUUUGGCCCCGCUGGGCUGGGUAUGCGUACCACGGUGAACGCAGUGCACUCCCGGACACGGUCGCGCUACUAGUCCUGGACGAGAUCGGUAGUCGUGUGGAAGUCUUGGAGGGGGUUGGGGAUGCACGGGCCGUUUGGGCUGCCGUAUCCAUGGGAGGUUCGGCCCGCACUGGGGUGUUACUGUUGGGAGUUUAUGGGCCGCCCCCCAAUUACGGCGUUGGGGCCCGCCGAACCUUCUGGAAGACUCGAGUGGACGAGUGGCGCCAGCUCCGCGCCCGCCCGUGCUUUCUCGGCUGGUCGUUCUUGUUGGCGGGCGACUUCAACUUCCACUUCUCGGCGUUGGGCGGUAUCAACGGGCGCCUGGAGGAGAGCUUGGAUCGCGACGUGUGGCAGUGGUUGCACGACGCUUGCCAUUUCGGGUCCGUGGUCCGCAACCCUGUUGGGUGCCCGACGCAUGCGUCAGGUUCCAUCAUCGACGUGGUAGCCUCGUCGCCGGAAUUGGUGACUGAGGUCAAGGUGGUGGCGCCCGCGGACGCGGGACUGCGCAGCGACCAUCGCCGCCUUGAUGUUUCGGUCGCUGGCGUGGUGGACUGCACGGGGGAGUCGGCAGUGGGCUUCGCGAGGUGGGAGCGUGGCGCCGACUGGGGGGAGGCUUUACUGUUGGUACCACUCGCGUUACGAUUUUUGGUGGGCUGGGCGGGUACGGCCAUGCGGUCAGCUGUCGUCCGUCGCUGGGUAGUCGAAGGGCGCUGCCGGGGCACACGGCAGGGCCUGCUCGACCGGGUGGUUUGGUGGAGGGCUGUUGUCUACACCCUAGCUGGCCAUUUUGCGGGUAUGUCGGUUGCGCACGGCCCACGCGGCCAGCCGCGGGGAGUAGGCGCUGCCGGUGCGGACCGCGACGAUGACGACGAGGGCGUGGGGCCAGGGGAGCUGCGGGCGGCGUGGGCCGCGGCGGCUGCGGGCGAUGCGGACCCGCCCGCCCGGAAAGCCGCCACCAGAGCUCUUGACAGGUACCUCGAACUCGCAGCGGCGUCGCCCGGCGAGGCGGAAGCCUUCCUGAGUCGCGCAUUGGAACCCCGUCUGCCGGUACAGUUGGCCUUGCGGUGCCCGGUGUCCGGUGAGUUAUUAGGGCUGGCCGACGCUCUGGAGGUCAUCACCGAGGAUGUGUUGUCACGCGGAGCGCAGGCUGGGUCUGGCGACGCAGCCUUCAACCGCGCCGUGGCCGAUGAGGAGGCUCGCGCGGACCCCGAGGCCCGCAAACGGGCCGUCAAGCACUGGAAGCGCACUGUGGUGCUGCCGGCAGUCCUGGCGUACGAGCAGGCGUGGUUCGUCUUGCAGCUGGGCGCGGUGGGUACUAGUGGUCUCUUGCCAUACCGGGAGCUGAUUCCAAUACGUGGGCCGCUCUCCGCUGGCGUACGAUGGGCGCCGUGGGGGCGUACGAUGUGGCGCUUCUACCAGGCCUGGGCACUCGCGCGGGCGUCGGGCCGCAUGCCAGUGGAAGUGUGGCUGGCCGAGGGGGUCGCCGCCGUUCCCCUGGCGUGCCCACUGUGCGCCGCCCCUGCACCGGAGGGGUGCACUCUGGUGGAGUGCCUCGGGCACUUGCUGUCGGCGUGCCCUGCGGUGGCCCCCCUGCGCGUGGCGUGCUCAACCAGUGACGUGGCACGGUGGGCGCUCGGCGACGUGGAGGACACCGCCGCACUCGCGCCGCGGGUCCGCCUGGUGGGUCUCGCCUCGCGUGCUUGGGUACUGGGC
Messenger RNA from Prorocentrum cordatum, 1944 nucleotides. The record is from the annotation of a GenBank genome assembly. Lineage: Eukaryota; Dinophyceae; Prorocentrales; Prorocentraceae.